Messenger RNA from Acomys russatus (golden spiny mouse), 1154 nucleotides. It is a transcript of the gene Scrt2, whose product is annotated as scratch family transcriptional repressor 2. Gene Ontology annotation, biological process: regulation of DNA-templated transcription. Gene Ontology annotation, molecular function: RNA polymerase II cis-regulatory region sequence-specific DNA binding; DNA-binding transcription factor activity, RNA polymerase II-specific. The transcript is spliced from 2 exons. The coding region runs from base 126 to 1055 and encodes 309 amino acids. The record is from RefSeq and is a predicted model, not a curated record. NCBI's taxonomy places the organism in Eukaryota, Metazoa, Chordata, Mammalia, Rodentia, Muridae.
UACGCAGCCGCCCGCCCGCUGGGAGCUGUCCAGUGCUGAAGCCUGCGCCGACAGCCAAUCGCGCCGGCCGGCAGCCUCCCCCACCAGGCCGUCCGUGCCCGGCGAGCCCCCCGCCCCGCGGAACCAUGCCGCGUUCCUUCCUUGUGAAGAAGAUCAAAGCGGAUGGCUUCCAGUGCAGCGGGGUGCCGGCCCCCACCUACCACCCCCUGGAGACUGCCUACGUGCUGCCCGGCGCCCGCGGGCCUCCGGGGGACAACGGUUAUGUGGCGCACUGCCUGCCCCCCAGCGGCUACGAUGGCGAGCAGAAGCCCGGGCUGGAACUGGCGCCCACCGAGCCCGCAUACCCGGCCGCGGCGUCCGAGGAGUACAGCGACCCCGAGAGCCCACAGUCCAGCCUGUCGGCGCGCUACUUCCGCGGGGAGGCGGCCGUUACCGACAGCUACUCCAUGGACGCCUUCUUCAUCUCCGACGGGCGCUCGCGGCGGCGCCGGGCCGGGGCCGGUGGCGGGGACGCGGCGGGCACUGGGGACGCGGGCGGCGGCGGCGGCGGGGAGCGCGCGGGGCGCUCGGGGGCGACGGCGGGAGGCGGGCACCGUCACGCAUGCGCGGAGUGCGGCAAGACGUACGCCACGUCGUCGAACCUGAGCCGCCACAAGCAGACGCACCGCAGCCUGGACAGCCAGCUGGCGCGCAAGUGCCCGACGUGCGGCAAGGCCUACGUGUCCAUGCCCGCGCUCGCCAUGCACGUGCUCACGCACAACCUGCGCCACAAGUGCGGCGUGUGCGGCAAGGCCUUCUCCCGGCCCUGGCUGCUCCAGGGCCACAUGCGCUCGCACACAGGGGAAAAGCCCUUCGGUUGCGCGCACUGCGGCAAGGCCUUCGCCGACCGCUCCAACCUGCGCGCGCACAUGCAGACGCACUCGGCCUUCAAGCACUACCGCUGCCGCCAGUGCGACAAGAGCUUCGCACUCAAGUCCUACCUCCACAAGCACUGCGAGGCCGCGUGCGUGAAGGCCGCUGAGCCGCCGCCGCCCCCGGCCGGCCCCGCCAGCUGAGCCUCUGCCAUGCCGGAUGCCCCGCAGAGGCUCACUCCUAUCCCCUCAGUCUGCAUCUCCCCUGCCUGCGCCCUCUGCUGGGUGGGGGUGAACCCCAUC